Molecule: messenger RNA, 393 nt
Organism: Emiliania huxleyi CCMP1516
Lineage: Eukaryota; Haptophyta; Isochrysidales; Noelaerhabdaceae
Exons: 1
Coding region: 1-393 (130 amino acids)
Source: RefSeq, a predicted model, not a curated record
AUGCCACUCUACCUCAUUGCUGUCUCUUCCUCGUCUCGCCUCCUCGCGCUAGCCCGUCCCGCUGUCGAACGCCUCUGGCAAGAAGUCCAAUGCGCCUCUACGAGCGUCUCUGCCGUCUGGACGCCUGAGUCUGAGCCUGCCAUCUCCGACGAGCUCUCCUUCACCGUCCUCGGCGGCCCGUGGCGCAACAUCAACGUUCGGGACAUUGAAGAUCGUCCUCACGUUCCUGAUGCGCUCAUCAACGUCAACGCGGCGAGGCCUCCCAACGGCCCAGUCGCCGCGCAGCAACGGGGCGCCCCCGCUGCCGCUCCCGCGCCCGCCGCUCCCGCCGCGCCCGCUCAAGCCGCCGCCCCGCGACGCUCAGCCCGGAUUGCAGCUCGCGGCGCGCCAUGA